Messenger RNA from Saccharomyces mikatae IFO 1815, 1113 nucleotides. RefSeq names its product RNA polymerase specificity factor (gene MTF1). The record is from RefSeq and is a predicted model, not a curated record. Gene Ontology annotation, biological process: transcription initiation at mitochondrial promoter. Gene Ontology annotation, molecular function: mitochondrial transcription factor activity. The transcript has a single exon. Bases 1 to 1113 code for a protein of 370 amino acids. Gene Ontology annotation, cellular component: mitochondrial matrix; mitochondrial DNA-directed RNA polymerase complex; mitochondrion. NCBI's taxonomy places the organism in Eukaryota, Fungi, Ascomycota, Saccharomycetes, Saccharomycetales, Saccharomycetaceae.
AUGAUAAAUCACAAAAGGAAAGAUAUUACUGAAUACAGUUCCUGCGUAAUUCACGACAACUGUUUGAAGCUGUCAGGCUUAGCAUAUAUGUCUGUUCCAAUCCCCAGUAUCAAAGAUAUCUCCAAACUCAAGUUUUUUUAUGGUUUCAAAUAUUUAUGGAAUCCGAAAGUAUAUGACAAAAUCUUUGAUAAACUAGAUUUAACUAAAACGUAUAAAAAUCCAAAGAAACUGAAAGUGCUUGACCUAUACCCUGGUGUCGGUGUACAAUCUGCUGUUUUUUAUAACAGGUAUUGCCCCAAGCAGUAUUCUCUAAUAGAAAAACGUUCGAGUCUCUACAAAUUUUUAAGAGCCCAAUAUGAAGAGUCUCCUUUACAAAUACUUAAAAAAGACCCGUAUGACUGGUCAACCUACUCGAAUUUAAUUGAUGAAGAGCGCAUCUUUGUUCCCGAAAUCCAAACAUCGAAUCAUAUCAAUGAUAGUUUUUUAACUGUUGCGAACGUGACGGGGGAAGGGUCUGAAGGUCUUAUAAUGCAGUGGUUGUCAUGUAUUGGAAACAAGAACUGGUUGUAUAGAUUUGGUAAAGUGAAGAUGUUGUUAUGGAUGCCAAGUACUACCGCUAGAAAACUUCUUGCUAGAGCAGGCACGCAUUCUAGGUCCAAAUGUUCCGUAGUAAGAGAGGCAUUCACGGAUACUAAACUUAUUGCCAUAUCAGAUGCAGAUGAAUUAGAGAAAUUUGAUAGUCAAUGUUUAAAUGAAUGGGAUCCCAUUGUAUUUAGUGCUGCCGAUAUGUGGCCUACAAAGGGAAAGCCAAUUGCAUUAGUAGAAAUGGACCCAAUUGAUUUUGACUUUGACGUAGAAAAUUGGGAUUAUGUCACGAGACACUUGAUGAUUUUGAAAAGAACGCCAUUGAGUACUGUCAUGGACUCACUGGGACAUGGUGGACAGCAAUAUUUUAAUAGCCGAAUAACUAAUAAGGACCUGCUAAAAAAGUGUCCUAUUGAUUUAACUAAUGACGAGUUUAUAUACCUAACAAGGUUGUUCGCAGAAUGGCCCUUUAAACCGGAUAUUCUAUUGGACUUCGUUGAUAUGUAUCAAACAGAGCACUCCGGUUGA